AUGCAGCGAGGCAGGGUGCGGGCGGCGCUGGCGGCGCUGCUGGCGCUGCUCUGCGCGGCGCUGCUCCCGCUCCGCCCGGAGGCCGCCAGGGCGCCCAAGCAGCGGCCGGCGCGGACCCGGAGCUGCGGCGAGCGACCCGAGGAGCUGCUGGAGCAGCUGUACGGGCGGCUGGCGGCGGGCAUGCUCAGCGCCUUCCACCACACCCUGCAGCCCGAGCCGCCGGGCCGCCAGCACAACGCCAGCUGCCCCGCCGGGACACGGCCGCCCGCAGACAAGAGGGUCCGGCUCCCCGUCAACCUGCGCAGCGCAUCGCCCUGGGCGUACAGAAUUUCCUAUGAUCCCACGAGAUACCCUAAAUACAUUCCCGAAGCCUACUGCCUGUGCAAAGGCUGCCUGAUGGGGAUCUUUGGCGAGGAGAGCUUGCACUUCCGCAGCACCCCGGUGUUCAUGCCCACGGUCAUCCUGCGCCGCACACCCGCCUGCGCCGGAGGCCGCUACGUCUACACCGAGGAUUACAUCACCAUCCCUGUGGGCUGCACCUGCGUCCCUGAGCAGGAAAAGGAGGCAGAGAGCGUCAAUUCCAGCAUAGAUAAGCAAGAAGUGAAGUUGCUGGUGGGCCAGAACAAGCCCUCAUCAGAAUGAAGAAUGUAUAAAAAGUCAUCUUUCAGUACUGGCCUCACAUCACCAUCUCACCACCUCAGGAAACUGCACCAGAGCAGCAAACAGACUCACUUGCCCUCUUUUUCUGCUUACAGUUAUUUCAGAUAGAAGAUGGAAAGCCCAGUCAUUCAGAUCAUUAGAGAUGGCAAUUAAUUCAACUUCUUUAGGUCAUGUAAACUUAUUUAGUUCAUUAUUGCAAACUCCAAAGUAGCCUUUUUUUUUUCCUUAGAGCUGAACAUUUUAUAUUUGCUUAUUCACAGUAAAUUUUAGAAGAUAAUGCAACUGUAAGACAUCGUAGCUAUUACUAUAACAGGCUACUGGUUGUAGAUAUUUUUAAGGAAUCUCUUAUAUUCUAUUUUUAGGUACCCUUAUAUAAAAUUCAUGUAGCUGCUGUACAUGGGACAAAUCAGCAGUUAAAAGGAUAAUUUCUGAGGCUGGGAGAGCCUCCCUCUAUACUGCAUAAUCUCCAAGAUUUGCCUCUGAGCUCUUAUCUCUUUGGCUAAUUUAUAUACUACAGGAAGGAGAUGUUUCCCAAGUUGGAGUCAUUCAUGAAGCAAUAUUCUAUGUGCUUGCCAUUUUUAAACUUGCCAAAUUGCUAAGGGUACAAAGGUGUUGAGAAAAAACUUGCUAGAAUAUUGUAAAAAUGCAGCAGACCUUCUUGAUGUGGACUAAGUCUAAUUCUCAGAAAAUGUAAGUUAGAAAAAACACAGUUUGGGUCUCAAGAAUUCUGUAUUUGAUUUCAUCCAUCACUGACCACUUAACUACUUUGUGAUAAAACUAUGCUCCAUGUAGCUGAAAGACCAAAACCCUUUUUGUUGUAGGAGAGGAGAUUCCCCAUUAAAAAGUAAGUACCAAGGAUCGGCUUCUGCUCAGGUGCACUGCAGGCGAGCAAGGAGGCUAGGUCUUAACUUCCAGAUCCUACAAGAGGUCAUUGAGUUGAGUCCCAGACAAGCCAAACUUGUUAAAUCAAAUUGAUUUUUAUAAUUACUGUUACUCCUUUCUCCUUAUGCUGUAUGUAACAGACCAUCACCUGCAAAAGCUGAUGCUCUGUGGAUGAGCAGCCUUCCAUAUGUGCAGCCUACUGCUGAUGGAACUUGAUGGCAGGUCCUCACAAGAAACCCUGCAUACACAAAAACUUGCAUUUCCAGAACAAGAGACUGAAGUUGACUCAGCCUAAUGAAUGAGAAUCAGGAAUGACCAAGCAUGCCUUGCACAAACAUAAUUCCUCAGAGGGCACACUCUCCAAAACCGAUAAACCUCUGAACGCAUAGCAGAGAAUCUCUUUUACAGCUGAAGGAUCAUGACUGCAAUAUUGUUACAGAACAAACAUCAUAUGCAGCAAUGUAUCUGCUACAUCACGAAUCUCAAAAUUUGCCUUAAUUCAUAGCAGAGAAAGCCCCUACACUACACAAACACAGUCCUCUUUGGAGUGCUGUUGGAAGAAGAAUGGAAAGACUAUGAGCUAAUCACAAUUAACAAGUUGAAGACAGAAUGGAAGUUAUAUGACAACUCCAUGUCUUGUGCAUAACUAUUGACUGUGCUUUCUCUGACUCAGUCUAGUAUAACAGUAUUUUUAUAGUGCAAUCUGUGAAACUUCUUACAAAGCCUAAAAUAACUUUAAGAACUCCAGAAACAAAUAAAG
This is a messenger RNA of Pseudopodoces humilis (Tibetan ground-tit), 2302 nucleotides long. Lineage: Eukaryota; Metazoa; Chordata; Aves; Passeriformes; Paridae. The record is from RefSeq and is a predicted model, not a curated record.